Messenger RNA from Macrosiphum euphorbiae (potato aphid), 1383 nucleotides. The record is from the annotation of a GenBank genome assembly. Lineage: Eukaryota; Metazoa; Arthropoda; Insecta; Hemiptera; Aphididae.
AUGGACGACUCAAAGCCUUCCGACGAUGUAGAAGUCAAGAAUCGCAAGUCCGGACUGACUUUAGAGCCAAUCAUGUUGUUAAUGUGUCUCGGAAUAAACGCAAACCUGAUGGUGCAGACUAAUCUAUUUGAAGAACGUGUAUGCCUUCAUAGUGAUCUCGGACAAAAUAAGUCUGUGAAUUGUUACAAUAUGACUGCAGCAGAUCUGGAAAUAGUUCAGCCGGCUGUGGCAGAUUUACAGAUGAUUAAAAAUCUGAUCGAGACAUUGGUGCCUUGUAUAACUUCAUUGUUUUUAGGCCCCUGGAGUGAUGUAAACGGUCGCUUGCCUUUGUUAUUAACAGCAAUCUCAGGUAUGGUAAUUUCUAACUGUAUGUACAGUGCAUUUUCUACGAUACCAAGUCUGUCUCCAAUAAUGUUUUUGCUGUGCAGCAUACCUGUUGCUGUAAGUGGUGGCUAUGGUGCAUUGUUUAUGGCUGCAUCAUGUUAUAUUGUUGACAUCACCGAUUGCAAAUCAAGAGCUUUCAGGUUAGGGGUGUUAUUUGCAUUUGUCAGCUUUGGCUCAAUUCUUGGAUCUGUACUGAGUUCAAUAUUGUAUGGUAAAUCUACUACUUAUUCUUUUUGCCUAUCAUCUUUUGUUUCCAUUGUUGGACUUCUUUAUACGUAUAUUUUUCUAAAGGAAACAAUAGUCGUCAAAAAGGGUGAGGAUACAAAACUUUUCAAUAUUAAACUGGUAAAAGAUAUGUGGCAAACUGUUACAAAACAACGAUUUGGCUAUUUAAGAUCCAUAAUUAUACUAUCUGCAGUGUUAUUAACUCUCAAUUUAAUCGUUUUAUUUGGAGAAGCUUCCUUCAUAUACAUGUACCUACAGAAACAAUUUUUGUGGACGUUGGAAAACUAUACACCAUUUCUUGUAUACACGACACUGAUACACGCCACCAUUCCUGUGAUCGGUCUGUACGUUUUGAACACCAAACUACAAUUGCCUGAAAUGUAUAUCGGCACUGCUUUUGCAGCGCUGGGAAUUUUUGAAAAGGUUGGUUUGGCGUACUCAGUGCACCCGUGGCAAUUUUAUGCCAUGAAAACUGUCGGAUACACAGUGUACAUCAGUCAAUCGUUGGUUCGGUCUCAAUUAUCCAAGAGUCUUCCGUCUGAAGAUAUAUGUAAAAUAUUUGCAUUCUUAAGUGUGAUCGAAAAUUUUGGAGUAUUACUCUACUCACCAAUGUACACUGCGGUCUACGUUACAACAAUCCACGAUUUCGCAAAUUGUUUCUUUUUCUUAUCGGCAAUACUUGGAACAUUGGUAUUUGUUUUAUUUGGAACUAUAUCAUUCUUACUUUCAAGAAGCACCAUCACUGAUGAUAUGUUAGUUGAAAACCAAUUUUAA